CUUCGCAGGAGAGCAGCGAUGCUGGCCGUAACCGUGAUCUUGUGGCAGUGACACGGCGCAGCCCGCCUCCAGGCAGCUGCUGGAAAGCAAAGGAUCCGCAGGAAUCCGAGAUCGAGUCGCCGAGAAGAGGGCGGCAUCCAAGGACUUGCGGCAGCAGGAUUGGAACUGCUUCUCCUGCGGUGAUGCGCGAGGGAGGUUGGCAGCAGGCGGCUCCCGGCAAACUGAAGAGAGCUUCUUUUGGUGUAGAAGUACUCUGAAAGAUAUUUGCAGUGUGGGAUACUUCUACUAGCACUUGAUUUUACGGUAUCUAUACUGUUGAAGACUGCAGAAGGAAAAUGAUACAAUGCUACUCCAGGAGUCUAAUUAGAAUGGGAGCUGCCAAUAAUACUUCAAGUGCUUACUGCUGAUUUUGGAUCAAUACAGACAUCUAAAGGUAAAAGGGAGGAUGGUGGCUGGGGAGGCCAGUGUGCACAGCUCCCUAGUGGCUUGCUGGCAGCCCAUCUUGCUGUUGAUGCUUGGUACUGUCUUGUCAGGCUCGGCCACUGGGUGUCCUGCUCGUUGUGACUGCAACCCUCAGGAGCGAUCUGUUUUGUGCCAUCGCAAGAGGUUGAUUGCAGUUCCAGAUGGAAUUCCCACAGAAACACGGCUGCUGGAUCUGAGCAAAAAUCGUAUCAAAACCAUUAACCCUGAUGAAUUUUCUCCCUUCCCCCAUCUUGAGGAACUGGAACUCAAUGAGAAUGUCAUCUCUACCAUUGAGCCAGGGGCCUUCAACAAUCUCUAUGGACUGCGGACGUUGGGUUUGCGCAGCAACAAGCUGAAACUCAUUCAGCUAGGGGUCUUCACAGGCUUGAGCAACCUUACCCAUCUUGAUAUAAGUGAAAAUAAGAUUGUUAUUCUGCUGGACUAUAUGUUUCAAGACCUUUAUAACCUUAAGGCUUUAGAGGUUGGUGAUAAUGACUUGGUCUUUAUUUCUCACCGCGCCUUCCAUGGUCUCAGCAGCUUGGAACAGCUUACUCUGGAGAAGUGCAACUUGACAUCCAUUCCUACAGAAGCUCUCUCUCACCUCCAUAGCCUGAUUGUGUUGCGACUGCGGUACCUUAAUAUAAAUGUGGUCAAGGAUUAUUCCUUCAAACGCUUGUACAGGCUCAAAGUCCUUGAAAUUUCCCAUUGGCCCUUCCUGGACACAAUGACCUCAAAUUGCCUGUAUGGCCUUAACCUGACAUCCCUGACCAUAACUCACUGCAACCUUACCAGCAUUCCAUAUGUGGCAAUCCGUCACCUGGUAUACUUGCGCUUCCUAAAUCUGUCUUUUAAUCCCAUCCACACUGUGGAAGGUGGCAUGCUUCAUGAUUUGUUGAGGCUGCAGGAAUUCCAUCUUGUAGGUGGCCAGCUGACCAUUAUUGAACCAUACUCAUUCCGAGGCCUCAAUUAUUUGCGCAUUCUUAAUGUCUCAGGCAACUAUCUCUCCACACUGGAGGAAUCUGCAUUUCACUCUGUGGGAAAUUUGGAAACACUUAUUCUUGAUAGCAAUCCCUUGGCUUGCGAUUGCCGCUUACUCUGGGUCUUCCGUCGACGCUGGCGCCUGAACUUUAACCGACAGCAGCCAACCUGCACCACACCAGAGUUUGUCCAGGGAAAAGAGUUUAAGGACUUUCCUGAUGUUCUUCUCCCUAAUUAUUUCACCUGCCGUAAAUCAAGGAUCCGGGACAGGCAGCCCCAAAAGGUUUUUGUGGAUGAAGGCCACACUGUUCACUUUGUGUGCCGAGCAGACGGUGAUCCAGUGCCAGUUAUUAUGUGGCUAUCACCACGCAAGAAUCUCAUCACAACAAAGACUAAUGGAAGGCUUACAGUGUUUCCAGAUGGCACCCUGGAGGUGCGCUAUGCUCAGAUCCAGGAUAAUGGCACCUAUAUCUGCAUUGCUAGCAAUGCAGGGGGAAAUGACACUGCCGUAGCUCACCUGCAUGUCCGUAGCUACUCACCUGACUGGCCCCUCCAGCCCAAUAAGACUCUGGCCUUUAUUUCUAACCAGCCCAAUGACAGUGGUUUGAAUGGGACAAGAGCCACUGUGCCCUUCCCGUUUGACAUCAAAACUCUUAUCAUAGCAACUACAAUGGGCUUCAUUUCAUUUCUUGGAGUUGUGCUGUUCUGCCUGGUCCUCUUGUUUUUGUGGAGCAGAGGUAAAGGGAAUACAAAGCACAACAUUGAAAUUGAGUAUGUGCCACGCAAAUCUGAUGCUGGCAUGAGCAGUGGUGCUGCCGAUGCUCCCCGCAAAUUCAACAUGAAGAUGAUAUAAAACAAAAGAAGAGUCAGUGACAAAGAGAUCUUUUCAGCCAGAUAUCCCUGAAAACUACAGAGGGAGAUUAAAAGACCCUCCUGAUAUUUAGACAGGGAUACCCUUUUUUGUACUAUUAUAAAUAGAACAUACUAAGUCCUGUUUUCAUAAGACAAUAUUGCAUAUGGAACUCAUGAAUUUCUAUGGUGGAAAAAAACUGCAGAAAAUUAAUGAAUCCUUUUAAGGUUUCUUUUUCUUUUUUUAUCAUGAUUCAGAAUGCAACAGGCAGAUCAAGUCUCUUCCUGCAGAAAACCACAGCCUGUUUCUUUGUUUAUUUACUUCUCAUUUGUAUGUGGCAUUUUAUUCAAGUACACUGUACUGUCCUUUGCUUCAUUUGAAUGUCUUCUGAUAACAUGAGAGUAUUUCAUUCAGGGUUAGCAAAUAUGUCUGACUUUGUGAAAAUUCUCAGGUUUGUCAGAAUUAGAGCUAAACAAAUAAAGCUCAUGCCCUGACUGCUUUGCAUGAAGCAAUAUCAUUCGAUAAAUCUGGAUGACUAAAAAAUAUAUAUAAUAUUAAUUACUCCAACCACCAUUAAUACAGCUUUCUGACAAUAGCAUCAGUUAAAUUCCCCAUUGCCUGUAACAAAAAGGUUUUUCUUCAGUAUUGGAAGUAAAGCACAUUUUUAUCCAACACUCUGCUGUGACACUGGAGUCAGGGUAUCAGCUGACCAAAUAUGUUGGGGCGAAUGGGGUGCAGUGCAUUAUUAUUCUUGUGACAUUUCAUUAAUCCAAAAGUUUAGGAAUACCAUGUCACCAGAGGCCACUAUAAUACUUCUUUAACAGGACAAUGCUAAUGCAGUUCUGAUUGGUGGCAUAAUAAGGAUCAAUACAACUGCUACUUCUGCCUUUGCUUUUUUAUACAGGGUGUCCCAGAUUCUACAAUUAAAUUUCACACUUGGUUAUUUGUAGCUAAAUGACAUUGGUUUUCUAAGUAAACUGAAAAGAUUAAUUAUUUUUAUUAUUUUAUCAUCUAAACUUAAUGAAUAAACAUACAAUUCAUUGUCUGUCCAGAGGUCUGAGUCUGGAUUGUGAAGUGAAAUGUGUAUUUAAGCUCAACUGAAGCUUCUUGAUAAGUAAAGGAGAAGAAAACCAGGCUGAGUUUUAUCUUAUUGAGUGAAAUUUAAUUAUGUUUCAGUUAGUUUAAAGGAAUAAUGUGUGGCCAUUCAUAAAUGAUGUCUGGCCAUCCAACUCAACACCCACUCUUUGCAAGUAAAGUAUUUUAAAGUAAUAAAGACAUACAUUCACACCUCUCUUAUUUAGAUUCUGAAUAAUGAAAAGAAAAAAAGACAUGGAUUAGUAAAUGAAGUCCAUUUCCAUGUUUCAUUUUUUCAUCAUGUUUUUAACAUAUUUUAAUGGAAAUGAAGAAUUGUAAUAAAAUAAGACAGAAAAGGAAUGUUGGUCAUGAAGUGGUUUGACCAAGUUGCACUUAUUUUUAAUGUUUUCAAUGCUGAAAAAAUGAAGAGUUUCAAGGAGAGCACCUUUCAACAGAUAAUGAGCUGUAUGCUUUUCUGUCAGUUCAUUUUCCAGAGUCAUGCAGGAUGAAUGAUUCUAAUAAUCUUAUGAAGCAACAUUUUGGGUUUUGUGUGUACAAUGUAAAACAAACAAAGAACAAAAAAGAAAUGAAAUAAAUAAGAGUUCUGAAAAGAA
Messenger RNA from Polypterus senegalus (gray bichir), 3978 nucleotides. It is a transcript of the gene lingo1a, whose product is annotated as leucine rich repeat and Ig domain containing 1a. The record is from RefSeq and is a predicted model, not a curated record. Gene Ontology annotation, molecular function: protein binding. Lineage: Eukaryota; Metazoa; Chordata; Cladistia; Polypteriformes; Polypteridae. The transcript has 5 exons. Bases 446 to 2293 code for a protein of 615 amino acids. Gene Ontology annotation, cellular component: extracellular region.